Molecule: messenger RNA, 678 nt
Organism: Macrobrachium nipponense
Lineage: Eukaryota; Metazoa; Arthropoda; Malacostraca; Decapoda; Palaemonidae
Exons: 1
Coding region: 1-678 (225 amino acids)
Source: RefSeq, a predicted model, not a curated record
AUGGAGGAAUGGCACAACCAGACACCUGCCCCGACCUACGCUUUGGCAAAACGCCUGAACAAAACCCUAACACCAUAUAACCCCUCCAAAUUUUGCCUUACUUCUUCGACGGAGUUCCCGGAGAAAAUCUUGGAUUCCCAUGGCGACGGUACUAUGGCGUCCUUCGACAUGGAGUCCCUGUUUGCCAACGUCCCUGUCGAUGAAACAAUAGGCAUUAUACUGGAAAAGGUCUACAGGAACCCUGACAUGCAACCUCUGAACAUCCCGGAAGAAUCCCCUAAGACACUCCUAGAUAUAUGUACGAAGAGAACCCCCUUCACCACCCACAGAGGACAGAUGUUCCGUCAGAAAGACGGCAUGGCAAUGGGAUCCCCCUUGGGCGUCCUCUUUGCCAACUUUUAUAUGGGUACCGUUGAAGAGCGGGUUUUUUCGCAGCACCGAUGUCCCCGGAUGUAUGCUAGAUACAUUGAUGACAUAUUUAUUCAAGCUGACUCCAAGGAAGAGGUUGAAGCCCUUCGCCAGCGGUUCCUGCUCAACAGCGCACUUGAUUUCACAAUUGAGUUCAGCAGCGAAGAUCGGCUCCCCUUCCUUGACGUCCUAAUUACGAAGACUACCCUGAAGAUGACCACCACCGUCUACACCAAAUCUACCAACUUGGGACUUUGCCUAAACCGAUAG